This is a messenger RNA of Pseudophryne corroboree (corroboree frog), 2319 nucleotides long. RefSeq names its product DEAD-box helicase 55 (gene DDX55). NCBI's taxonomy places the organism in Eukaryota, Metazoa, Chordata, Amphibia, Anura, Myobatrachidae. The record is from RefSeq and is a predicted model, not a curated record. The coding region runs from base 516 to 2162 and encodes 548 amino acids. Gene Ontology annotation, cellular component: nucleolus. Gene Ontology annotation, molecular function: ATP binding; nucleic acid binding. The transcript is spliced from 14 exons.
UGAAGAUAGAAGAAAGUGCCUGGCAGGGCAGUGCUGCGCGCACUUGCUUUGUGACAGUGGGAUUGGAAUGUCUGACCUCCUUCCACUCAGUGUGCGAUGUACCUUUUCACUAGCUUCAUAGGGCAGAUUGCUAUGCGUUUCCAUUGAAAAUCUACAGUAAAAAAAUUCCACUUGAGGGAGAUUUGUUCCAAUGCCGCUCAGUGUACUCUUUCUUGGAUGUGCUAGUAGGGUUUGACAGACUCACUGGUUACCCAAUACAUUUCCCAAUGGUUUACUUUAUUCACGUGUUGAACGUGAUGUAUUUCAGUCAGAGAUGAACAGCUUUCUAUUAAUAAAAAGACAUGAUUAUAGAGUGGACACCGCAAUGCAAGAAAUGUAUUUCAUGUAUUCCCCGGAACGCGGAACUAGUUGGAGCGUACAUUGCUGAGGGGACAUUUUAGUCGGUGGGUUCAGUCUAGUUUCCCUUCGUGGAAAGGACCCGGAAGUGACAUCAGUCUGCAACAAUCCCUCUGUUCAUGAGCAACAAAGACAUAGCUGCUGAAGCGAUAACUGGAAGCGGGAAGACACUGGCCUUUAUAAUCCCACUUUUAGAAAUACUGCUGAGAAGAGAAGAAAAAUUAAAGAAAAAUCAGGUCGGUGCUAUAAUCAUCACUCCAACUCGUGAGCUCGCUAUACAGAUCGAGGAAGUGCUUUCCUAUUUCACAAAACACUUCCCACAGUUUAGCCAGAUACUCCUUAUUGGGGGUAGUAAUCCAGUUGAAGAUGUGAAGAAAUUUAAAGAACAUGGAGGAAACAUCAUUGUGGCCACGCCAGGGCGGCUGGAAGACAUGUUCCGGAGACAGGCAGAUGGGCUGGAUUUAGUCAGCUGUGUGAAAACUCUGGACGUUCUUAUUUUGGAUGAAGCAGACAGACUUCUGGAUCUGGGGUUUGAAGCAAGCAUAAACACCAUCUUGGGCUUCCUACCAAAACAGAGGCGGACAGGACUGUUUUCAGCCACACAAACUCAGGAGGUGGAGAAUCUGGUACGAGCUGGGCUACGCAAUCCUGUACGUAUCACUGUGAAGGAGAAAGGGGUAUCAGAUACAAGCGCCCAAAAAACACCAACACGUCUACAGAAUUAUUAUAUGAUCUGCAAGGCGGAUGAAAAAUUCAACCACCUUGUGAGUUUCCUGCGACAGAGAAAAAAGGAGAAGCAUCUUGUGUUCUUCAGUACCUGUGCCUGUGUGGAGUAUUAUGGAAAAGCCUUAGAAAUGUUUGUAAAGAAUGUGAACGUCAUGUGUAUCCAUGGCAAAAUGAAACACAAGCGCAACAGGAUCUUCACAGAGUUUCGGAAGCUGGAGAGUGGUAUUUUGGUGUGUACAGAUGUCAUGGCUAGAGGUAUUGACAUUGCAGAAGUAGACUGGGUUCUACAGUUUGAUCCUCCAAGCAGUGCCAGUGCCUUUGUUCAUCGAUGUGGACGCACAGCACGGAUUGGUCAUCAUGGCAGCGCUCUUGUGUUUUUGCUUCCUAUGGAAGAAUCCUAUGUCCGUUUUCUUUCAAUAAACCAGAAGUGUCCACUGCAGGAAAUGACAGAAUUGAUGUGUACGGUGGAUCAUUUACCAAAGCUGAAGUCCAUGGCAAUGAGUGAUCGGGCAAUGUUUGAGAAAGGCAUGAAAGCGUUUGUCUCCUAUGUACAAGCUUAUGCCAAACACGAGUGCAGCUUAAUAUUUCAAGUGAAAGAUUUGGAUUUCUCCACCCUUGCCCGUGGCUUUGCUCUACUGAAAAUGCCCAGGAUGCCAGAAUUAAGAGGAAAGGAUAUCUCUGACUUUGUUCCCACUUCCAUCGAUACUGAUUCCAUCACCUACAAAGAUAAAAACAGAGAAAAGCAGCGACAGAAGAUGUUGAUUGAGAGAAAGCAGAAACAGGUGGUUGAGGGCAGGAGAAACUUCACAAAGAACAAGGCUUGGUCAAAGCAGAAAGUCAAAAAAGAGAAGAAGAAAAAAAUGGCACUUAAAAGAAAACACAAAGAGGGCUCUGAUAUAGAUGAUGAGGACGUGGAUGAGCUGCUCCGUGACACCAGAUUACUAAAAAAGCGGAAGAAAGGUAAAAUCACAGAGGAAGAAUUGGAGAAACAGCUGACCUCUUUUGGAAGAUCUGCAGAUGGCUCUGACCUAUCAGAUUGAACAUGACAUCUACUGUACUGUGUGGACUGUUAUUUUUAACUUGUACAGUUUUUCAAAAUUAUGAUGAUCCUAUUUUCAUCUGUGGCAGAGGGACAUUUGUGGUUAUGUUGGACCCAUCUACAAUUCAUUUUAUUGUAUAUAAAGCUUAUAAACUUGA